AUGGAUGGGCGUCGUGGUGCCUUCAUCUUCAUCCUCCUCUUCUUCCUCUUCACGGCUCCAAACCCUCACCCGCCAUCUUCGGUCUCCGUACGCGAUUAUAAACGUCGAUUAGCAGACGAUGAGAGUGCUCUCACUUCAUUGAAUUCGUCGAGUUAUGGAGAUUUGGAUCCCCAAGCUGGUCGAUGGCUUUCCCUUGCCGGCAUCAGGACCACAGAUGGGUAUGCGUGGAACCUGCUUCCAUCUGUCCAAGAAAAGGCUAGAAAGCAGUUACAGCUAGCUCUCAGUGCUUCUGGAACGUCAGAUUCGGUAUCUUCGAAGACGAAUAUCACCGAUCUCUCCCUUCCAGUUUACCGCAAUGUCUCGGGCAAUGUUCGUGGUGAAUGGGUUCGCUCUGUGGAAACGGACAGGCUGAGCCGACCGGAACUCAACCUCACUACAAUAAUAGCCGAGCAUGAGUAUUUCACUCGAGAAUUUGGCCACAAUGUUACCGCUCCCAAUGGCCGUGUUGUGCUGAAUCUUCACGAGGGCCAAGGACACAGCCUAGUUGGUGAGGAUGGCAAAGGUGUUGAGGAGAUCAAAGCGGAGAUGCUUUUACGGACUGAUAAAUCUCUUGGAGAGAGCUGGGUAGUACCCCUAUACGGUGUACACUUUCCAACAUCCGGGGGAAUUAUUCUUACUACUACAAGCGAGAAGUACGCUGGUCUUGCAUUGAUACCCCAUUUAACUUUGUCGAAUGACACGUUUGAACUCUCUCGUGAAUUGCUUAACAACUCGCUCACUGAAGCUCUUUCGGAGAGGUCCAGUCAUCUGAGUACCUUUCUGCCUUGGUCGUCUCUCUCCCAAGGAACUAAUUCGGCAUCUCUACCAGCCCCCAACUGCGAAUAUGUUGUAUACCUGCAGCAACAUGUCCUACUAUCCCGAGGGAAGCCCAUCCCAGACCCCAUUAUAGAAAAUAUUGAGCAGGAACUCAGAUUUCCCACAGGAGCACCUAUCCCAAAGCCGUCACCACUGGUAUUAUCUGGUAUUAUAUUUUCUCCAGAUUGUGGAUUUGUCCUCGAAAGUAAAGCGUCGCCAGAAUACCCCCCUACAGACGAGUUAUACUUAGUCGGGUUGAAACAAGAAGAAUAUAGUAAAUAUACUGGACGCUUUAUCACAUUAGUUGCUGGAAUACUUGCCUCGCAGAUACUGUUGUUGAUGAAGCAGAUGAAGGAAUCCUCGACACCUUCAACUCGAAGCCGAGUUAGCUUCUAUACCAUUGCUAUGAUGUCAAUGGGAGACGCGUUGUUUAUGUCUUUUAUGCUUAUAGAGCUAUACUCGGAGACCUCAUUUUUGCUACUUACAGCUACCUCCUUCCUAGCAUUCUUCGGCGUUAGCUUUCUGGGAAUGAAAUUUCAGAUUGAAAUCUGGCUGGUGCAAGCUCCGGAGCGAAGAGAGCAGCAGCAGCAACGACACCAAACUGUCCUCCACCCAACCCCAUCAACCCUUCCACUACCGGUGACAGCACAACGGCCCACGGAUACAGGUGCAACCCCAGUCAUCCUCCCUCCAGAUCAAGAUGAAAACCCCGGGACUGCUGCCAACCCAACAACCCCUGACCAGAACGAUGACACAGCUAAUGCCGGAGCAAUGUAUUCACGGUUCUAUUUCCUCCUUUUCAGCCUGUUAUUUUUCUCGUCCUGGGUUCUCUUCUGGCCCAGUCGCCUCCGAACUAUUUACGGCAAUGUUUUGUCGUUUAUAUACCUCUCGUUCUGGACGCCGCAGAUUUACCGGAACAUAAUGCGCAAUUGCCGCAAGGCUCUCAGAUGGGAAUUUGUCGUCGGACAAAGCCUCCUUCGCCUGUUCCCUUUCUUGUAUCUCUACUUUAUACCCCAGAACGCCUUAUUUAUCCGGGCGGAUGGUAUCACAACUCUUUUACUCACAUUUUGGGUAUGGGUUCAGAUUUGGAGCCUUGUCAGCCAGGAUAUCCUUGGGCCACGUUUCUUCGUUCCCAAAAGUUGGGUACCACCUGCGUACGAUUACCAUCCAAUCCUGCGAGACACGUCUGCCUCUGGUUCUGCUGAGGACUUGGAGGUUGGAGAUGCCUUACCGAUAUCUUCACUUCGUGCUGAGCAGAGUGAGCCGACGUCAGGCUUGCGAGAUGGAGGCAAGGAGAUAGACUCUCGCCAAUACAGGAGGGAUUUCAGCUGUGCGAUAUGCAUGCAGGAUAUUAAUGUCACAGUUGUUACUGGGAACGAUCCUAGCGCGGGAACCAGUGUAACGACAGGUGCCACGCACCUAUUUAGUCGACGUGCCUACAUGGUAACUCCUUGCCGCCAUAUUUUCCACUCUCAAUGUCUGGAAACGUGGAUGCGGCUGAGGUUGCAAUGCCCCAUCUGUCGAGAGUCAAUACCCCCAAUCUGA
Molecule: messenger RNA, 2400 nt
Organism: Trichophyton rubrum CBS 118892
Lineage: Eukaryota; Fungi; Ascomycota; Eurotiomycetes; Onygenales; Arthrodermataceae
Exons: 1
Coding region: 1-2400 (799 amino acids)
Molecular function (GO): zinc ion binding
Source: RefSeq, a predicted model, not a curated record